Molecule: messenger RNA, 861 nt
Organism: Mercurialis annua (annual mercury)
Lineage: Eukaryota; Viridiplantae; Streptophyta; Magnoliopsida; Malpighiales; Euphorbiaceae
Product: actin-depolymerizing factor-like
Exons: 3
Coding region: 124-543 (139 amino acids)
Biological process (GO): actin filament depolymerization
Cellular component (GO): cytoplasm; actin cytoskeleton
Molecular function (GO): actin filament binding
Source: RefSeq, a predicted model, not a curated record
AUAUGCCCUCAAAACCAGGAUCUCCCAUUUCUCCUUUUUAUUAUUCUUACAAACUCUCUCAUCAUCUCCUUAAUCCUUUCACAUUUCACUAACCUUUCCUCUAAUCUCCUUUUGGUCGACAAAAUGGCGAACGCAUCGUCGGGAAUGGCUGUUCAUGAUGAGUGCAAGCUAAAGUUCUUGGAGCUAAAAGCAAAAAGAAUCUAUAGGUUUAUUGUGUUCAAGAUUGAAGAGAAGAUACAACAAGUGACAGUUGAAACGGUUGGGCAACCUCAACAGACUUACGACGAUUUUACGGCUAGUUUACCGGCUAAUGAAUGUCGAUAUGCUGUCUAUGAUCUCGAUUUCACUACCAACGAGAAUGUUCAGAAAAGCAAAAUUUUCUUUGUUGCAUGGUCUCCUGAUACAUCAAAAGUAAGAAGUAAAAUGUUGUAUGCAAGUUCAAAGGAUCGAUUCAGGAGAGAGCUUGAUGGCGUUCAAGUCGAAUUGCAGGCUACAGACCCGAGCGAGAUGAGUUUUGACAUUGUUAAAUCUCGAGCUAUCUAAUUUAUGGAAUGCGACGCGAGAUGAUCAACAACAGGAACAUGCAUUUUAUUUAAUAUGCUUAAUUAGCUGUCCAUGAUUUUUCUUCAAUUUUCACACUUCAAGCCUGUGGUAAGAUUAGGGCUUUGCUUUGCUAAAUUACUUCAUGAAAGAUUACAAUGUUGGAUAGAAAUUUAUUUUCAAAUCCCAUUGCCAUUGUGAAUGAUUCUUUACACCUUGGUUUUUAGUUGGGAUGUAGAUUUGAUUGUAACGUUCUUUUUAAAGACAUACAAUAUAAUAUUUUUAUUGAGUUUUUGUAAUUUUAGCAAGGAAUUACCAUCA